AUGAACCUGAUCGGGUUUCUUCUCGGGAUAUCUGCAUGUUUCUUACUAGACUUCGUAGAGUGUGGUCGAGACUUCUAUAAAAUUCUCAAUGUUCCGAAAAACGCGAACGCCAAUCAGAUUAAGAAGGUAAGACCCUGAAAUCGUUUAAGAAAAAGAACUAUACUUUCGAAUCGUUAGGCAUAUCGUCAACUUGCCAAAGAGCUUCAUCCCGACCGCAAUCCAGAUGACGAGUUUGCAAACGAGAAGUUCCAAGACGUAACUGCCGCAUAUGAGGUUAGAAUGAGAAAUUUUUAUAAAGGCUUAGUCGAAAACUUUUUAAUAAGCAAGUUUUUCAAUCUUUGUCAUUUUUUUUUUGAUUAUUUUUAAAUUUUUUUUUUCAAUUGACGACUUCAUGCGUGAUGUUGAUCCAACGUAAAAUCUUUAAUAGUAAGAAUAUACUUAUAUCUGUAAUAUCUUUCCACUGAUACAAGAAAAUUCAGUCAGCUUCUUUUUUUACAAAGUAGGUCAAGGUCUCGUGAAAAUGUGAGCAAUUAAAUUUUGAAGUGUAUAGGUACGCUUUGAAGAAGUUUUCCAAUUUUCAAUUCAAAUUUCGAUGUAAAUUUGAGCAUAUGGAAACGUUUCCAAACGUGAUACUCUCUAUAAAAUUGUAACCAGGUAUUAAACGUAUUGAAAGUAUGAAACCUCAUGCAGAGUAUAUGAAUACUUCGCUCUUAUUUUCAUUUAACACUUUCAACCGAGAAGAUAAGCAUAUCCGAAAAGGAAGUUUGAGUUUUCCUGCUUUAAACUCCUUUAAAAUCUCAUAUUUACGCUGUGUCAAUAGCCCAAACUCCCUAUUUUAGUAGUCGAAAGAUGUUUUUUUUUAUAAAUAUUUUUUCAAAAGAGUCUGACAAUGGGCUCAAACGCUUUACAUAACAAGCAUAUCGGGAACUACACGGUCUAGCAAAGUAAGCUGGGCGUUCGAAUGGAGUCUCGGAUUUCAGGUAUUGUCCGACAAGGACAAGCGAGCUGCGUAUGACCGACAUGGCGAAGAAGGCGUAGCAAAGAUGGGCGGCGGAGGCGGCGGCCACGAUCCGUUUAGCUCAUUUUUCGGAGACUUCUUUGGAGGUGGCGGCGAACGAGAAGAAGGAGCACCUAGGGUUUGUUUCUCUUGUUUCUACUGUUUUUUUUUUGUUUCACCUACUUUAUAUUUUUUAAUUGUAAGAUACUUCUGAAAAUUACUUUAAAAAAAGGACCAUGGACACAAAUUUCUGGGCGUCUACUCAUAGAACAUGAGAAUCUAGUACGAUCUCGCCUAGUGUUGAAUUCGGCAAGACAUACAACCGUGGAUGUUUCCGCUUUUCAUAUUUCUGCAGUGUUUAAUUUAGACCUCGAGAGAUUUGAAAAAACAUUGAUAAAAGCAAGGAUCUUUUUCAACAAUCAACAAGGACAAUAUCUAAAAUAAAAUAGAUAGUUGCUAAUCUUUCAAAUCAGACGAGUCUCGAUACUAAUGAAAAACGGAAUAAAUUGAAUAAAAACGGAAAAAAGGGUUCUUUCAGGGAGCAGACGUCUCUAUAGAUUUGUUCGUCAGUUUAGAAGAAGUCUACAAUGGCAACUUUGUCGAGGUAUCCAUUUUUCCCGAGAUUUCUUCAAAUAAUCGUGUUAUUUGAGAUAAAACGAAAGAAGGCCGUUUAUAAGCAGACUUCUGGGACGCGACAGUGCAACUGCCGUCAUGAAAUGCGCACAGAGCAAAUGGGAAUGGGUCGUUUUCAGAUGUACCAGGUUUGUUUUCGUUAUUUUUGGUUUGAAUGCUUUCAUCAUGCAUUUCAAAACGUUUCGAAGCCGGUGGGAUCCUAUUUGAGUCUCAAUUAUUUUUAUCGAUGGUUCUAUGGUGCCACAAAAUUGGACUGAUAACAGUUCUUUCUCGUUUGAAACGCAUUAAAGGGUUGACGAAGGAAUCAUAAGAGAUCUCAGUGGAAAAGAAUAAAAAAAGUUUUUUUUUAGGUGAAAGUCUGUGACGAAUGCCCCAACGUGAAGCUUGUACAGGAAACAAAAACGUUAGAGGUAAUAUUUUCUCUCAUUUUUGCUCUCAACCUUCUUGAACGUCGGAAUCUUUUUUUUUGCGCACAAGUGAAACUUUUUUUUUUAACUUCUUCGAAGAAAGAAAAAAAGAGCUCUGCAAGUGUGACAGACCUACGGAUUCCUGAGUUUUUAGGUGGAAGUGGAGGUCGGAGCGGACAACGGCCACGAGCAGGUGUUCGCAGGUGAGGGCGAACCUCACAUCGAGGGCGAUCCCGGAGACUUGAAGUUCAAGAUUCGCAUUGAAAAACACCCGAGGUACGCUUUUCAUCUCUCAUGUAGACCACUCUGUGUACUUGUCAAGAAACUAAUCUUUUUUAUUUUUUAUUCAAAAAAGAACCAUUCAUCUUUUUUCGACUUCGUCUGUUCUGAAAGACGACUUUUUGGUUAUAAUCUUAAAAAUUAAACUUUCUCCACUCAAUCAGUAUGAAAAAGAGUAUUCUGGUCUCUAGGUAACGAGGAAUUAAAGUUUAUUUUCGAUAUCAACGCCAUCAUUUUUUCCUUUUCUAUUGAUUAUCGUCCCAAAGACAGUGAUAACAGUUUUUCUUCCUAAAGAAAAUUGAGGAAAAAUUUUUCUGAAUUUUGUUGGUUUAACCGAGCAGAAUUUAACUCUGGCGAAAACUUCACUCGUUUAAAUCUUAAUAUUUUUUUAUCCUGAUUGUGUACCGUCCAUUCUCUGUCUGCAAAAAAGAAAAAAUGAAAGAAGUCACUCAAAAGCACUUAGAAUAUUUAAUUGGAGUUUUGAGUUAAUUUGUAAGCGUCGCGAAAUAACUUAAUUUAGGUCAUUGAAAAAAAUUUUAAACCAUGUAAAAGUGCAUUUUUUUUUUGGGUUUUGAGAGGAACUUCUUACGAAACGAGUGCGAUUACACAGCUUUUGUUACUGCCACAUCCCUAAGCAGCUUUUAAACGAAGAAUUUUCAUUUUAUUUCGGACCGAUGAGUUUUUGUUUCGUACAUAAUACGUGGCUGUACAAUUGAGAGAGAGAGAAGGAGAGAAAAUAGCGGAGAGCGAGAGAAUUUUGACAGCGAAAUAUACAAAAAGUGGGCGGAGCUCACACGGCUCGGACCCGCUUCCCUACACAUCGGAGGAGCGAUUUGAGCAAAAAGAACAAACUCCUCGUCCAUCUCACGUUCCUAUCGCGCUUCAGUCGUGUUCCGACCUGUUCUUUCUGUUCUGUUCGCAAUAUGCGUUAUAACCGUUGGUCAAUGGAACUGUUAGUCUAAAACAUCAUAUAUUUGCAAAAGGUCUCUUAGAUUUAAACCUCUAUGUGUUUUAAAAACUUAUCAUCUAUCUUUAAAUUGUUCACAUGCAAACGCUAAAGGUCCUUAAUCAAGGCCGGUUUUUUUUCGCUUGUAAUCGGCAGUAUAAGGUUCUUCAAUUCAAUUCGUUUUAUUUUCUUUUAUUGUUGUUUUAGUCAGAUAUAAUCGACUUAUUUUUAAUCGAUUCGUCGCCUCCUUCAGCUCUGAAGAGUCAGCUUAUUAUCAGACGAAAAGAAUAGAGAUCCGACGUCCAGCGUUCCAACGAGAAGAAUUGUGAAUAAUAGAGGAAUAGUUAAACAAUAUUAAACUACACAGUAGCAUGCAGUUUCCGUGCACAUGGGCGUCGAAGAAUAAUACGAUUGAAAAAGAGGAUAUUUUUCAGCCUGGUACAACUUUGUUCAGAAAGUCGAAAUCGUUUCGUUCUCAACAUUUUUUUUUUUCGUGAAAUGGGGUUUUUUCCUUUCGUCAUGGUGCCGCCGCAAAUGCGCUCAGCUGGGUCCUUUCCACCUCUUUGUUUUCUUUUUCUGUGUAUUCAAACAUUCCUUUCGUGCUCACCCAGUCGACCCUCCAGUUCUUCCUUUUUUGGGAUAACGCCGGUUCCAUUGCUAGAGGCUCACGACGUGUACGGGCUGAAGCAAAGUUCUAAGCAAGAAAAAUUUGGUUUGAUUAGACGCAAGUAGCUUGUGCGCUUGUUAUUUGCUAGCUUUUGAAGACUUGUUUACCCAACUGAUAAAAUGCUCAGCUUUACCUUGGUCAUAUUCUCAUCAUCACUUCAGAGCUGUAACGUCUGCGACUCCUUCACGUGUCGUUCAAAAUUUUCAAGAAAAAAGAAAUGAAUAAAUUUUCCAUCGUUGGUGAAUUACGCGAAUUUUGAGAUGUAUCAAGCUAAUUUUCCCUUGAGAUACUUUAAUUACUUUUCCUGCGAACAGUACACUUAAUCUAUGCGAUUUCGUUCUAUGGCCUUAGUUAUUCUUUUCAUUUAGAAAAGGGGAAAUAAGGCCAGGAAUGUCGGAAACCGAUGGGAAUCUCGAACUGUGUUUGCGGGCAGACGGCGGCGCGAACGAAAAAGCGAGAAGCGGCGAGGAUUGGGUCACGUUUUGGUUGUCUGUUCCAAACUCCUGGGUCGACCGGUCUGCUUCCCAUCAAUUCGUCCCCAUUAUGACACAGCGUAUCUUUUUCUCUCAUUUGCCAUUCUUUUCUAUUCAUGUUUGUCUUCAACCUUUGUCCAAUGGAAAUAAGCUCACUGAAGCUUUUCACUUAUUCGACGCAAUCAUUGUUUCAUUGCAUUAUGAAAAUUCUUCUUUUAAUUGGAGAAAACUUUCUUUCUCGAUUUUUAACAUGGAUUCAGAAAAAAGGAAGUAGCCAUUAAAAGUUCAGAAAAGCAAUAUCAUUAUUUAUUUUUCUGAUCACGAAGCGGAAAGGCGUUUUCUUUCUUUCGAAAAGUUUCCAAAUAAAUCGAAAAACGGGCUUAUUUUAUUUCGAAACAAAUAAAAAAAACGUGGUCGAUAAAAAUUGUAGAAAGCAGGAAAGGAAAAUGAGUUUUUUUGUUAUGUACCACUUAUUUUUUCAUUGAAAUUGCAAAUGUAUUUUGCCGGCAAUCUUUCAUUUUGCAUAAUCCGUAGGAUCAUAUCGGUUUGGAAGGAUUCGCAAGCGCGAGGUUACCUCCGAUCCUCCCAUCGGAUUCUUUUAUUGCGGGUCGGCCGACUUAUUGAUGGACAGAUUGAGGAUUUCAUCAUAUUAUGGUACAGCGCCGACAGUUGAUAUCAGAUACGCACUCCAAAUUGUUCAGAAUUGGAAUUCCUGUAUUGAAGACAAAAAAUGUAUUGACUAUUAUCUCUAUCGUUAUGAUUUUCUGCAUUAGUUUUAGUUUAAACCAGAAGAAGCUCCUCAUUUUCAAACUAAAAAGUGCAAAAAGAAUCACGAUAUUUUCAGCCUUCCAUUUCUCUUAUGUUUGCGAUUGUUUGUUGGAUCUAAAGUGUGUCGGAGGACCUUUAGGCCAAGAAGUAGGAUGGGCAGACUGUUGGUGUUACAUUCGGUGAUGGAUUGACUGCUUGGACAUGAAUGACAAGAAAGAUCGCGUCUCUGCUUUUUUUUCUUUCGUUUCUUCUCUCGUCGCCCCCGUUAACGACCUUUGCAAUCGCACAAAGCCUCCUACUUAUUAUAUGGUGCGGCUGCGAUUUAAAACCUCCCCCAAUCAUUCCAUAUACUAUUAGGAUUAUAAAUCUUUAUCGGCGUUUUGUGGAGGAAGCUCCAAGAAUGCAACAGACGUUAUUGACGGACUUCUCCUCAAUGGUAGUUUUGAGCCUGACCGUGCUCUAGAUUCAUGCACCGGACUCGACGGGAAAAUAUUUUCAGUUUUCUCUAUAAACAAGACGCUAGUUAUGCUUUAUAAGUUGACGUUUUGAUUCGAGCCAAAAUCGUGAAAGUCAGCCUGCCCUCUGCCAUUUUUGAAGUAAAGAUACUAACACAAAAGAAAUCCGAUCGUUUUGAGGUGAAAGACGGCAGACAUAGCGCCAUUCACUGUGGGAACUUUGGAUGUAGGCGUUUCGCAAGCAUCACUCUAUCAGUUUUUCUCGCGAGCGCGUGCGCUUCGAGGAUCGAUUUUCGCCGCUUGCCCGUCCAAUCAAGAACAAACGCCAACGUUACAUUUUUAGUUUUUCUAUCAGUUCUUUUUUUUCGAUCCUUUCUUCACGUUCAAAAAUUUUAUAGAAGCGCAGGCUAAUUUCAAAAAGGGCUAAGUGCGUUUAGCUCUCACCAGUUAGCGUUAUUUAACGCUCUGUAUGGCUUUUGCUCCUUCGUAAGCAACGGAAUCGACUCAAAAUCCCUCUGAACCCUCUAAAAAACUCACGUUGAAAUCAAAAUGUCAAGAAUUACCAGAGCAGUAAUUAACUGGGCUAUCUAAUUUAUCUCUAUGAGUUCUUUCUGAUUUGAAAUCUGGGAAUACAAGUUUUCGAUGAUUUAUAAGCGAUACGAUCGCCGAGGUUUUAAAAAAUUCUUUGAAGUUGGAAUCGUUUUCCCAGAAGCUGUUAUUGAAAAGGAAAACGCGGUUGUUGGCGGCUGACAAAUUGACAGUGGGCUGACGAGUGGGAAUUCGUUUCACCGCGUCUGUUAUCGCCGCCCUUUUCUCAUGUCGGCAGUUUUGUCGUUUUGAUGUGCCUGUAACAACCCGUUGUGCGCGAGUCUAUUGUGUGCGUCGUCAAUUCCCGAUGCUUCAAUUUUCUUUUCCUAGGCUAUUCUAGACAAAAGCUUCCAAAUUAUUUAGUGAUUCUGAUAUAAUUAAUUCUGAGUCUUAUAAAAACAUGUUUAGCUCCCGUUUAUUGAUAAAUGUCGUUAGAAAAUGUUCUCUCAAAGUUUGAUUCGAAAAUGGUAGCUCUUAAUGUCGAACUUUAUGAAAAAAACGGCAAACGGAAAAAAGAAAAAAGAAACGCCCUUUUUUCUCAUUUUUCGCCCCGAAAGUAUAUUCCGCCGAAAAAUGCCUACUUUGGGCGUAAGAAAAAGCUCCCAUUCCAAAUUUCAGCCUUUAUGAUUUUGUUUUGUUGCAUUGAAUUUCAUAAUCGGUGAUAUGCCCUCGAAAGGCAAACGUUCGUGGCAACUCAUUGUUUCCAUCAUUUCAGUUCCUUUUUCAGGUUUGAGAGGAAGGGCAACGACCUUUACACCAAUGUGACGAUUUCGCUGCAAGACGCGCUCAACGGCUUCGAAAUGCAGAUCGCUCAUCUCGACGGUCAUCUCGUCAAUGUAUCUCGUGAUAAGGUGGGCUUCAAGUUCAGGGCUGCGAAUACGACAGCUUUCUGAACCGUUUGAAUGGAAAAUGUUGAUAAAGUGAGCUGUGAGAGACUGUCUCGUGAUAGGCAACUUUCGUCGCGCGUUUCUUAUCAAUUGCCUACGUUUUGCUUCUGUCGAAGCUGUAAAAAACGUAAGAACUUUGUUCUUCUGUAUCAGGGAUGUGCGCGAAGUUUUCAUUUGCAAACUUUGAUAAAAACAUUUUUCUUUUCUUUUGCAAACAAGCCUGAAGCUUUUCCAUAACCUUCUUCGAAAGCCUUACCAAUAAAGUUGAAUAAUGCUUCUAUGCAAUAUAAUGCCGUGUUCAAAGUGAUUUCCGCGUAAUGAAAAACUAUCUAUGACUCUCCGAAAUUAAGUUAUCUUUUUCUUUAUCUGACGGAUAUUUUUGAUGUCGUGGAAUCACUUUGAACACCGCAUAAGAUCUGUGUCAGAAAAAAAAAACAAGUACAUCACGUGGAGCAUCAUUUUCGCAUGCUUUAUGUCGAACAUAAUUUGUUUCAGGUGACGUGGCCAGGUGCACGUCUGCGCAAGAAGGACGAAGGCAUGCCGUCGUUGCAAGACAAUCAGGUGCGCGGCGUCCUCGUCGUCACGUUCGACGUCGAGUUCCCGAAGACGGAGCUGAGCACCGAGCAGAAGACGCAAAUCGUUGAAAUCCUCCAGCAGGCAGCCAUAAAACCUAAAGCGUACAACGGCCUCUGA
Molecule: messenger RNA, 7793 nt
Organism: Caenorhabditis auriculariae
Lineage: Eukaryota; Metazoa; Nematoda; Chromadorea; Rhabditida; Rhabditidae
Source: the annotation of a GenBank genome assembly